AAUGCACUCCUCCUGUCACAACAACACAUCGCCAUUUCAGGGACGGGGGAGACAAAGGUAUUAGGUCAGCGCCUGUCAAUACAUUCAGCGGGUCAUAUUUUCAUAAGACUCUUCAGUGUCUGACUUGGUUGUUAUUUUUGACUGAUAGGAUAUCUUUGUUUGGUGUGAAUGAGUUUUUCAAGCGCGGGGCCGGGUUGAACAUACAAGUACGGGAUCCGAUUUUCUUUCUACUGCAAACAGCUAGCAAGUCGGCUAGUUCAGUGUCAACACAACAAGCAGGAUGAAGAGGGUGAAAGGAGACAAGGAGGAAAGCAACAGCACAUCUCAUGAAAGCCCACCGGAGGUUUGCAAAAAGGUCCGGAAGCAGCUGAGUGAGGAACCAGAUGAGGAGGACGUGCAGUGUGACCUCGGUUGUGACUGGACACGGCUACCUCAAGAAAUCGUGCUCCACAUCUUCCAGUACCUCCCGCUGCUGGACAGAGCCCUCGCCUCACAGGUGUGCCGCGGAUGGAACGAGGCCUUCCACAUGCCGGAGCUGUGGAGAUACUUUGAGUUUGAGCUCAACCAGCCUACGAGCUCCUAUCUGAAGGCCACUCAUCCGGACCUCAUCAAGCAGAUCAUCACACGGCAUUCCAACCAUUUACAGUAUGUCAGCUUCAAGGUUGACAGUAGCACAGAGUCAGCCGAGGCAGCGUGUGCCAUUCUUUCUCAGCUGGUGAAUUGUUCUCUGAAAACCCUGGGGCUGAUAUCCACAGCAAGGCCUAGUUUCAUGGAACUGCCCAAGUCCCACUUCAUCUCAGCGCUGACCGUGGUGUUUGUCAACUCCAAGUCGCUGUCCUCUCUGAAGAUCGACGACACACCGGUGGACGACCCGUCUCUGAAGGUGCUGGUGGCCAACAACAGCGACACCCUGAAGCUGUUGAAGAUGAGCAGCUGCCCCCACGUCUCGCCAGCAGGCAUCCUGUGCGUGGCAGACCAGUGCCACGGGCUGCGGGAGCUGGCGCUGAACUACCACCUCCUGAGCGACGAGCUGCUGCUGGCCCUCUCCUCGGAGAAGCACGUGCACCUGGAGCACCUGCGCAUCGACGUGGUCAGCGACACCCCCGGCCAGCACUUCCACGCCAUCAAGAAGAGCAGCUGGGAGGCCAUGGUGCGCCACUCGCCCAAGUUCAACCUGGUCAUGUACUUCUUCCUGUACGAGGACGAGUUCGGCCCCUUCUUCUGCGAGGAGACGCCCGUCACGCACCUGUACUUCGGCCGCUCGGUCAGCAAGGACGUGCUGGGCCGCGUGGGCCUGCACUGCCCCCGCCUGGUGGAGCUGGUGGUGUGCGCCAACGGCCUGCGGCCCCUGGACGAGGAGCUGAUCCGCAUCGCCCGGCACUGCACGCAGCUGUCGGCCCUCGGCCUGGGCGAGUGCGAGGUGACGUGCAGCGCCUUCGUGGAGUUUGUCAAGAUGUGCGGCGGCCGCCUGUCCCAGCUGUCCAUCAUGGAGGAGGUGCUGAUACCCGAUCAGAAGUACACCCUGGACGACAUCCACUGGGAGGUGUCCAAGCACCUGGGCAGGGUCUGGUUCCCGGACAUGAUGCCCACCUGGUAAAGGCCAGGCCACAGACUUUGGAACGGGGUGUGAUCAGAGGGACUUGGAGGGGCGUUGGCUUGAUGGGUCCCGUGUAGCACAGAGCCCGUCCGAGGUUCUGUAGCGGACUCCCCUGACCAUCUUUUCCCUUGUAGAGGGAAGGCUGUGGGCUAGGAUGUGAACUGAAAAGAGACAGACACAUUAUACGCCAACCAGAGGAAUACUGUCUAGAGCUCGAGCUGCACACCAGAAGGUCCAGAAGGGGGUCCUCCUUCAUGGGAGGAAUUCAGGCCCAGGAUGCUUUACUUUGGACAUUCAUCUCACACUUCAACAGGCAGAUAAUUGUACCUAAACAGAUGUUUUUUAUGACUGUGCACAUUUGAGCUACAAUGAAUUUGUAGCGUGCUACUUAUAAUCCGUAUUGACACGGCCAUUUGGACGUCAGUGGCUGUAUAUAUUUAAGAGAUUAUUUUGAUUGUUUUUCACUACUAUUCCAACACCACCAUAGGCUUAUCUGGCCGGUCAAAGGUAAUGGAAGUCAUAUGGAUUCUUACAGGUCAAUUGUUCUUCAAGCCAUUCGAUUUUCAAAAAUAGAAUGCUUACAUUAUCUUAUUUACCACUAAUAGAACAAAAAACAAUAUACAUUUUAGCAUUGCAACAUGGUAUUUAAAAAGAUAAACUGGUCAGUGUUUACUGAUAACCAUCAAAACACUUCCCAGAUUGUCAAUAAUAUGAAUUAUUAUUAUCAACAUAUCAUUACACA
Messenger RNA from Gadus morhua (Atlantic cod), 2339 nucleotides. It is a transcript of the gene fbxl3a, whose product is annotated as F-box and leucine-rich repeat protein 3a. The coding region runs from base 281 to 1597 and encodes 438 amino acids. Gene Ontology annotation, cellular component: mitochondrion. The record is from RefSeq and is a predicted model, not a curated record. NCBI's taxonomy places the organism in Eukaryota, Metazoa, Chordata, Actinopteri, Gadiformes, Gadidae. Gene Ontology annotation, molecular function: protein binding. The transcript is spliced from 5 exons.